This is a messenger RNA of Symbiodinium sp. CCMP2592, 234 nucleotides long. The record is from the annotation of a GenBank genome assembly. NCBI's taxonomy places the organism in Eukaryota, Dinophyceae, Suessiales, Symbiodiniaceae.
AUGUCUGACGGUGUGCGCCACCUGCUCGUAUGCCGUGUGGUCCUUGGCAGAGUCUACUACACAGACACCAAGGACACGGAUCCCCGAGCUUGUGAGGAUGCCUGCCUCAAGGGCCCUGGCGCUCAGAAGAUUAGGGGGGAUGCGAUGAAGGGGGGAGGGGUGGGAGUUUGGGAUUGCUUGCCGAAACAAAUGGUUCAGGGUCUAGGCAUAGAAGGUUUGAGGGUUUUGAGUUAG